CGUAAAGCUUGUGCAACAUGGCGACUCUCCGAAGAGACUACGGAGAGUGGAGAUACAACCGCUUUUAAACCAGAAAAUCCAUAUAUUUUUGCCUCGUACAAUGUGGUGGGUUUAGCCCAAGCUACGAUACCCACAACAUUGUAAACGAUGUUUGCAGAGGCCAGUCUGUCUGUGUGGGGAUGGGGGGGUCUAGGAGUGGUGCUGUUCCUCAUCACUUUCGGACCCUUCGCUAUCUUCUACCUGGCCUUCUAUAUCUGCUGCGUUGUAGGAGGUGGUUUUGCGGUCACUCUGUUGUUUGGGAAGACUAACUCAGAGAGACAUCUAGAGAAGUGUGAACACUCCUACCUGCCGGCCACGCAAACGGGUAUACUGAAGACAUUGGAUGAGAUGAGGUUGGCUCCGAAGCCUAUAAAGAUAGACAGAAGACUGACUGGCUCCAACUACAUAGACGAGCCUCUGCAACAGGUCAUCCAGUUUGCAUUGAGAGAUUAUAUUCAGUAUUGGUAUUACACUCUGAGUGAGGAUGAGUCUUUCCUGCUGGAAAUCAGACAGACUGUCCAGAACGCUUUGGUCCAGUUCUCUACACGGUCUAAAGACGUGGACUGGCAGCCUUAUUUCACCACCAGACUGGUGGAUGACUUCGCUACUCACCUCCGAGUCUUCAGAAAGGCCCAGGACAGACUGGAGCGCAGGGAUGACAAUAAACAGAGGGAAUUGUCGGAGGAGAUGGUGGAGUCAUUCUUUGAGGCGGAGGUAGAGAUGGAGAGGAACAUCUGUAGAGACGUGGUCUGCACCUCCCUGAAGGAUGAAGAAGGGUUCCUGAGGGAUCUGUGUGAGGUGCUGCUCUACCUCUUACUACCUCCUGGAGACUUCCACAACAAGAACAUGAGAUACUUCCUCAGGGAGAUUCUGGCGCGAGGCGUUCUCCUUCCCCUGGUCAACCAGCUGAGUGAUCCUGAUUACAUCAACCAGUUUGUUAUCUGGAUGAUCCGGGACUCUAGCUGUAACUACGAGGCGUUUAUGAACAUCUUGAAGCUGACAGACAGAGUGUCUGAGCUGGAGGCUGUUAAAGACAAGGCCCUGGAGGAACUGCAGUACCUACGAUCACUGGACACAGCAGGAGACGAUAUCAAUGUGAUAAAGAAUCAGAUCAACAGUCUGUUGUUUGUGAAGAAGGUCUGUGAGACCAGGAUACAGAGGCUGAAGUCUGGGAAGGAGGUGGAUGCGCUGAAACUAGCUGCUAACUUUGGCAAGCUGUGCAUCAUACCGCUGGAACACAUCCUUGUACACAACAUCGCCCUGCAGUUCUUUAUGGACUACAUGCAGGCGGCUGGGGCCCAGGCAGAGCUGUUCUUCUGGCUGACAGUGGAGGGCUACAGAGUAACAGCCCAGCAACAACUAGAGGUGAUGGAGGGAUGGCAGAAGGAUGGAAAGAAGGGAGGAUCCACUAAAGGACUGCUGAAGGCUGCAGCACUAGGGGUCUAUGAACAGUACCUGUCUGAUAAGGCGUCCCCCAGGGUGCAGGUAGAUGAGAUGUCUGUAGUCAAACUGAGAGAGAAGCUACAGAAGGACGGCGACCCCACGCCAGAGAUAUUCGACGACAUCCAGAGAAAGGUGUAUGACAUGAUGCUUCGUGAUGAGAGGUACUACCCGUCGUUCAGACAGAGUCCCCUCUACAUCAGGAUGUUAGCUGAACUGGACAUGCUCAAAGAACCCUCUUAUAGAGGAUCAGAUGACGGAGAUGGAGAAUCGUUCAAUGGUUCUCCAACAGGAAGCAUUAAUCUAUCUCUGGAUGACCUUUCGAAUUCCUGCAAUGACGACAAUAUACAGCUACACGCCUUCAUCUCUGAUACAGGGGUGUGUAACGACCACGGCAAGACCUACGCCCUCUACGCCAUCACCGUGUGCCGCCGUAACCACGACGGCAGCGAGGACUCCUGGAAAACCUACCGCCGCUACUCUGACUUCCACGACUUCCAUAUGAGGAUCACGGAGCAGGUAAAGUUUGAGAACUUGACGUCGAUCCUGAAGCUGCCGGGGAAGAAGACGUUCAACAACAUGGACAGAGACUUCCUGGAGAAGAGAAAAAAAGACCUGAACGCAUACCUACAGCUGCUGCUGAAUCCAGAGAUGGUGAAGGCCUGUCCUACUCUGGUCCCCUAUGUCUACGACUUCCUGGAGAAUAAGCAGUACAGCAAGGGCAAGGGAGACUUCGCACGCAAGAUGGAUACGUUUGUGAACCCGCUGCGUAGCUCGAUGCGUAACGUGUCCAACGCAGUGAAGAGACUGCCAGACAGUCUGGCUGAAGGGAUGAACACUGCUGCUGACAACAUGGGACGCAUGUCAGAGAAACUGGGACAGGACAUCAAACAGUCCAUGUUCAAGGUGCCUCCACUGCUCCCCAAGUCUGACAUUGACCCAGAGCACUGCCGAGUCUCGGCCCAGCUGGACGACAAUGUGGAUGAUAACAUCCCCCUGCGUGUGAUGCUGCUGCUGAUGGAUGAGGUGUUUGACCUGAAGGAGAGGAACCAGUGGCUCCGCAGGAACAUCAAGAACCUUCUGCAGCAACUCAUCAGAGCCACAUACGGAGACACUAUCAACAGGAAGAUUGUUGAUCAUGUGGACUUCAUGACAGCUCCAGAACAGGUGGCAGACUACGUAAAGAAGUUCAGGGAUUCAUACUGGCCCAAUGGAAUCCUAGCAGAGUCUCCACCCCGCCGGGACAAGAACAUCCGCAUGAGGACACGGGUCGCCGCCAAGACCAACCUAUUGGGAAUCAUGCCAGAUGAGUUGAAGCACAUCAUCGGGGCGGAUACGACUCGUAAAGGCAUCCUUCGUGUGUUUGACAUGUUCCAACAUGGACCAAUGAAUCGUCGGCUGGUCUACGUGCUCCUAGAAGGGUUCCUGGAGACCAUGUUCCCUCAGUACAAGUUCCCAGAGCUGUUUGUCAAACUGCACUCCCGUUCGCCACGCACAGCCAGAUACACACAGAAACUCAAGAGCACCUCCCUGAAGAGGUGACAGGAGACUGGGAUUGGGCAGGGUAUAGGGUGACACUACGUGAGUGAACAGAGGGAAGAGGGGAGGGGAGUAGUGGGGAGGGUGUGUGAAGAGGUCAACGUGUGUGUAUGUGUGCUGGUGAGA
Coregonus clupeaformis (lake whitefish) is the source of this 3144-nucleotide messenger RNA. RefSeq names its product sorting nexin 13 (gene snx13). The transcript has 26 exons. The record is from RefSeq and is a predicted model, not a curated record. Gene Ontology annotation, molecular function: phosphatidylinositol binding. Gene Ontology annotation, cellular component: early endosome. The coding region runs from base 148 to 3021 and encodes 957 amino acids. NCBI's taxonomy places the organism in Eukaryota, Metazoa, Chordata, Actinopteri, Salmoniformes, Salmonidae.